This is a messenger RNA of Ilex paraguariensis (yerba mate), 645 nucleotides long. Lineage: Eukaryota; Viridiplantae; Streptophyta; Magnoliopsida; Aquifoliales; Aquifoliaceae. The record is from the annotation of a GenBank genome assembly.
GUCGAUACAUACAUCAAAAGUGGCAUGGUGAUAGGGUUAGGGUCUGGUCAAGCUUCUGGUUUGGCAAUACAAUAUUUGGGUCGGCAACUUCAAGCUGGUGCAAUAAAAGAUGUAGUUGGAAUACCCACAUCUGUUGAUAGUGCAAGUGAAGCAGCAAAGGCAGGAAUUCCUUUGGAUCAGUACCAAGAUAGUUCUCAAAUUGAUUUCGCAUUUGUUGAUGCUGAUACUAUAGAAGAAGGAACCCUUACUGCAGUGAUCGGGCGUCAGAGAUUGCAGGGUGUGGAAUCUUUGGUUCAAGAAAAGACUAUUCUAAAAGCAGCAGGGAAGCUUGUAUUCAUUGUCAUGGGAAAGAUGUACAAAUGUGGUCUAGAUGGCUCAAUUCCUGUUAUAAUUAAAUCCUUCAACUGGAUGGCAACUGCUGAGGAAAUUGAUGACCUUUUUCUCGGUGAUGCUGAGGUGUGGAGGAGACCAUCUAUAGGGCAUGCGGGUCCCCUUGGGGGUGACUUCCCUUUAGUUACUAAAGAAGGGCAUAAUGUCAUUGAUGUCAUAUUUACAUCUCCUAUACCAAGUCUAGCUGAAGUAGCUGAUAGUCUAGAUCAAAUUGAGGGGGUUGUAGCUCAUGGUGUCAUCUCCAGGAUUCCGUAA